Molecule: messenger RNA, 1374 nt
Organism: Miniopterus natalensis
Lineage: Eukaryota; Metazoa; Chordata; Mammalia; Chiroptera; Miniopteridae
Gene: LZTFL1
Product: leucine zipper transcription factor like 1
Biological process (GO): negative regulation of protein localization to cilium
Cellular component (GO): cytoplasm
Source: RefSeq, a predicted model, not a curated record
CAUCCGCUGCGGCCCAACCACCCUCGGUGGUCCCGGGCGUGGCGAGGCUGCGCCCGACCUCUCCCGGCGCUCGAGGCCGCUGACUCCCGCCCGCCGCCAUGGCAGAGUUGGGCCUAAAUGAGCACCAUCAAAAUGAAGUUAUUAAUUAUAUGCGUUUUGCUCGUUCAAAAAGAGGCUUGAGACUCAAAACUGUAGACUCCUGCUUCCAAGACCUUAAGGAGAGCAGGCUGGUGGAUGAGACGUUCACCAUAGACGAGGUGUCCGAGGUUCUGAGCGGGCUGCAGGCCGUGGUGCACAGCGAGGUGGAGUCGGAGCUCAUCAACACGGCCUACACCAACGUGCUGCUUCUGCGGCAGCUCUUCUCGCAGGCGGAGAAGUGGUACCUCAAGCUGCAGACAGAUAUCUCUGAGCUAGAAAACAGAGAAUUAUUAGAACAAGUUGCAGAAUUUGAAAAAGCAGAAUUUACAUCUUCCACUAAGAAGCCCAUCAUAGACAUCAUAAAGCCAAAACUUACUCCCCUUAACGAAGGUGGGACAGCAGAGCUCCUGAACAAGGAGAUUUUCAGACUUCAAGAGGAGAAUGAGAGAUUGAAGUCAAGGCUGAAGACCACUGAGACGCAGGCCACGCACGCACUGGACGAGAAGUCCAAGCUGGAAAGGGCGCUGCGCGAUUUGCAGCUGGAGCAAGGAAACCAGAAGGAUUGUAUAAAGGCCCAAGACUUGAGCGACUUGGAAAACACAGUUGCCGCUUUAAAGAGUGAGUUUCAGAAGACACUUAAUGACAAGACAGAAAACCAGAAGUCCCUGGAGGAGAGUCUAGCAACAGCCAAGCACGACCUACUCAGGGUUCAGGAGCAGCUGAGCAUGGCUGAGAAGGAAUUAGAGAAGAAAUUCCAACAAACAGCAGCCUAUCGCAACAUGAAAGAGAUUCUAACCAAGAAGAAUGACCAGAUCAAAGACCUGAGGAAAAGGCUGGCAAAAUAUGAACCCGAAGAUUAAACACUGAAGAAAAUUUCAUCUGAAGCUGCCAAACAGACAUCAAGCGGUCUCGCCUCAGGCAUGUAUUCUGAAGACAUUUGUUGUACUCUCUCUGUUUAUUUUUCUAAUAUUUAGACUUUGCUUCUACUAUUUAAAACUAGAGUUCAUGUUGUCAGUUGCCUAACUGAAAAAAGAGAAAACAAAAAACUGGGACUUCCUUGCAGUAGAGGAGAGAGUUUAGUGCGGGAGCAGAGGCUCAUCCUCUGCGCUGGUCUGAAGAGCGCACCUUUUUAAUGAAUGUUACAUAGCAGUGUCUGUACUGGUGCAUUCCCAGGGUGCAUGCAACUAGAGUUCCUGAAGGUAGUCAUUACAAAUAAACCUUAUUUUUAAAAUGAAA